This is a messenger RNA of Rotaria sordida, 615 nucleotides long. Lineage: Eukaryota; Metazoa; Rotifera; Eurotatoria; Philodinida; Philodinidae. The record is from the annotation of a GenBank genome assembly.
AUGAAAAUGAUAUCAGCCUUUGAACCAAUUAUAAUUGCUCGAGCAUAUCGACGAGCACUAGAUGCAACUCAUAAAUUAGAUAAUAUUCAAAGACAUGUGAAAAAUUUUCGACCACAAAUAUUAAUUUUAACUGGGAAUCCAAUUUAUCGUCCAACAUUAGUUGAUCUUUGUUGGUUAGUUACUUAUGGACAUAGUUUAAUGAUAAUGUGGAAAUGUGAUUUUAAUAAAUUGCGACCAAAUGUCGUUGUUCUUGGUUUUAAAAAUGAUUGGUUAAUAAAAGCAGAGGCAGCUAUUGAUUAUUUUAAUAUAAUUCAUGAUGCAUUACAUCUUAAAUAUGGUAUUGGAAUUUUAAGAUUAAAAACUGGACUUGAUUUUAGUCAUUUUUUUGAGUCAGAUUCAGCUGAUGAUGAUAAUGAUGAUGAUAUCGAUGAUGAUGAGGAAUCAACAAUAUUUAACUCAUUAUAUACGAUUAUAAAUAAAAGUGCUUUAUUAAACAUGAAUAUUUUUCAUUCUAUACAAAUAUCAUCAGCUAUUAUUGAUGUUUGGUGGUUAUUUGAUGAUGAUGGUGGAUUGACUUUAUUAUUAUCUUAUUUAUUAAGAUGUCGUAGACGUUGA